Molecule: messenger RNA, 450 nt
Organism: Lachancea lanzarotensis
Lineage: Eukaryota; Fungi; Ascomycota; Saccharomycetes; Saccharomycetales; Saccharomycetaceae
Gene: MEH1
Product: LALA0S02e01838g1_1
Exons: 1
Coding region: 1-450 (149 amino acids)
Biological process (GO): regulation of receptor recycling; cholesterol homeostasis; cellular response to amino acid stimulus
Cellular component (GO): Ragulator complex; late endosome membrane; membrane raft
Source: RefSeq, a predicted model, not a curated record
AUGGGCGCUGUACUGAGCUGCUGUUUCGGCAGUGGAAGCUCAGAGGGAGAGCCUCUACUUCAAGACGCCCAAAAAGGUUAUGGUUCAUAUGGUCCAGACGAUGAUGACCUCAUGCAAAGGAAGUUAGAGGAGGAAGAGCGCAAGCUGCUGGCCCGAGAGCAAGAGCUUGCUGAAAUAGUAAUCAGUACAAAUGACAAGCUGAUAGACAUAUCGAUGAUGAGCAACAGUGGCAUCGUUAUUCAAAGCCACGAUUUGGGGGAUGCAGCCAGCGAUGACAAAAACUUCAAACAAAGGACGAACAACGACAAAGAGCUCUUGAAGAGUUUGGGUCCUGGAAACCUAACAAGCGAGCAGCGUAAAGAACUAAAGACCGUAUACACUGCCUUUUUCCAAAAUUUAGAGAAGCAGCUGGAGCUGCAUAACACGAAAGAACUUAUCGUCAACCUGUAG